AUGGCGUCUGUACCCCAGCCCUGCCCGGACUGGGAGCGUCUCAAUGCCAAAUCAUGGGAGCUACCUAACUACGGCCCCGGCCCAGAUUUUGGCCGGGGAACCAUCUACCGCCAAGAAGAAGAUGAGUACGCGGAAAAUACAGGUCGUGAUUCCGACGAUUUUGAUUUCGAUGACGAGGGUCCUCUUGAGAAUGUGAAGUAUGACCGCCCCCCCCUGGACGAUUCGGCGCACCCGACAAGUUCAACAGCGCCCGUAAUUGGCCCUAUUCCAAGUGUACCUCCUGUGCCCAAGCAAUCACCAAUUCCAAGUCAAAGUCUCUUUCAAAUUGGACCUAGACCAGGUCGAGCUCAGGCACCAGAGGGACCAAUCUUCAAUGACCGUGGGCUAAAUACCAGCAGUUCCACUACGUUCGACCGACCGAAUCAUUCGACGCGUAAUGUCGGACCGGGUCAAAGUAAUCAAACAAACGCAAAGUUCCUUCAGGUCCUUCGCAACACAGAGGCAAGAAUCGAUCUAACCCGCCAGGCCAAAAUGACUCUUAUUCCAAGGCAAGGUGGCGCAAGGGUCUUCCUCCGGAUGCUUCUUAUCGUUUGCCUUACGAGUGUCAAGUUUUUCAAGAAAAGUGAGUAUAUGAAGCUUUACGGAGAAGCUUCCAACACCGACUUCCGCCAGAGAAUUAUCGAGGACACAGGUGCCUAUGUGAGGAUUAGCGCGGAAAAUGCAAAGCUCGUUCACAUCUGGGGCCGGGAAGAACAGGUUUUGGGGGCCCAGAAUAUGCUUCAGGAUAUGUUGAGUCGCUUGAUGCGGCAGCGAACUCUGUCUAAAGUAUCGCGUUGGUCUAAGGUACACGCGCAUUCGAAUACGAAAGUUGCCUAUGCCCUGUCGCGGGCAAACCAGGAGGAAAGACUGACUGAGAUGCGAAAGCCGCCGGAAACUGCUAUGAGCUACACGCUUGCUUUCCUCUGGCCCGCUGAUGGCCCGUCGUUGAACUACCUUUUCACUGCCCGACGCGAGCUCCUCGAUUACCUUCGCUUGAAAUACACCGCAUAUAUCUACAUCAGACCUGGUAUCCAGGACUGCCUUUUCAUAUCUGGAAACCGGGAGCGGGAUAUGUGCAUCAUUGCAUCUCGAUUCCGAGAGCUGUGGGAGAGGCUAAUGGUCCAGCAAAAGACGGACAUCAAGUUGUUCCUUAUUGCAGCCCCCCGAGUGGAGCUUAUGAGAACCCACGUCAUUCUCCAAAAAUUGGGAGGGUUCUCAAUCCCUGCUCUCUGUGGACCGGAACUGGCCCCAGAUGUAGCCGCGACCUGGGGAACCACUGCGGAGGAGGUCAAGCGCAACAACAAGAUUACUGUCACUACACACCUUCGGAAAACACUGAAGUUAAUUCCUAAAUUUCGGGGAUUGCUGCAAAUGCGAGCAAAGUUCGGUUUGUUCGCACUGCAACGGUGGCGCAAGCCCAACGAUGGUACUUCUUAUCAGUUCUCGGAGUUUCGCGAGAUGCUUGCACAUGCGAACACCGAAGGACGUUUGCUCCCAGGGAUCCGGCUGCCGCAAGAUAAGAUCUUCCAGAGAAUCAUGAAAUCCAAAUUUCUUAAGCCCUGGGGGAAAGCACCGAUCACAUCCCUCCCGACGAUGAUGCCUAGAUAUUCCGCCAUCUUUGAGUACCAACCAAACGACGAUUUGAUGAUUCGCGUGGAAGCGAAAUUCUCUCUUCCUCUCGGCUCGCAGGAGUUUGAGGUUAACGGAAUCCGUUGUUACAAAGCAAAACAGAUUAGUGCCCCUGCUGAUCGUCAGAUGCCAUUGCAGAUCAGCAUGAUUGACCCUGAAAGGUCCGACUGGCAACUUGAAGUGAAGGCUCUUGAGCUCUGCCCCGACAAGGAGAUGCCCCCCGAUAUGGAAAAGUUCUUGCGUUCUAUUCGGUUCCAAUGGAACCCAACUGUAAAAAAUAUGGGAGCUGCCCCCCAGCGCAGGGCGAGGUUCUUGUAUGGCUCGCCAGUCAAGCGCUUCAUCGAAAAAGCCGCAAUUCAGCUCCAAGUGAUUGACUCGCCGCAUGUAUUCGAGCUCGCCCGCUUCGACGAGUACACGUACACGACUGGUCACUGGUGUCUCAAACCAAAAGUGUCCUGGGGGGUAUCGCUGUUCAAUCCUACUUGGGAUGAUAUCCUAGGUGAACAGGUUGAGGUCAAUGUUGAUGACAUUUCCAAAGAAGGCUGUCUAUCGGUGUUCUUUCCCCCUCCCGAGGGCGAAGAACAAGACAAUGACAAGGAGAAAACGGACGAGGAGAUCCGCAAGGAGACUGAAACCCGAAAGAAGGCCGAGGAGGAGCAACUGGGCCAAUUCAUGAGCACUGUCCAGAAAGUUGCGCGGAUGCUAGGAAAUCCGGGCGGUGAACUCUCCGAUGUCCUUGAGACUGAGCUUGGAAGUCUUUUCUAG
Molecule: messenger RNA, 2433 nt
Organism: Penicillium griseofulvum
Lineage: Eukaryota; Fungi; Ascomycota; Eurotiomycetes; Eurotiales; Aspergillaceae
Exons: 10
Coding region: 1-2433 (810 amino acids)
Source: RefSeq, a predicted model, not a curated record